ACUUAAAUGUUUGGCAUUGAACAUUAAAGUAAUAUUGAUUUAAUUAUUUAUUUUUGUAAUACGUAAUAGGUAUACAUUAUUGAUAUCAUCUAAAAUUCUCAACGAUAUGGACAACUUAAGGCUCUAUUUAGCUACCUACAAUGUAGGUACUAGUUCCCCAGAUCAAGAUUUAAGGGAGUUAUUAUCCAUAACUGACAAGAAAAGUGAUGCACGUCCUGAUUUUUUCGCACUAUCUUUUCAAGAGGUAAAGGCACAACCACAGAAUAUGCUAAUGGAUACAUUAUUUGAUGAUCCAUGGACUUUUGCUAUUAAAGAACUCCUCCAGAGAGAUUACAUUAAACUAAAAUCUCUCAGAUUGCAAGGGCUUCUAUUAAUAGUAUUUUCCCUAAGGAAGCAUCUUUUAAAUAUUAGAGAAAUUGAUUCAGAGUAUACAAGAACUGGUUUAGGAGGAAUGUGGGGUAACAAAGGUGCGGUGUCGAUUAGACUAAGUAUUUAUGGCUGUUCACUUUGUUUUGUAAAUGCUCAUCUUAGUGCUCACGAUAACCACUUAGAUGAUCGAGUAGAAGAUUACAACAGUAUUAUUCAUGAUCAAGAAUUCCAUGUACCUGAAACUACAAAAAUAUUUUACCAUGAUUACGUAUUUUGGAUGGGAGACCUUAAUUUCCGACUUAAGGAAGAAUUCGACAAGACUCCAGAAGAAAUUGAAAGAUUAGUAGUGAAAAAAGAAAUUAAAGCUUUGUUCGAACAUGACCAAUUGCGGUACGUGAUGAGAAAGGGUGAAGCAUUCAGCGAAUUGACAGAGCAGGAUCCAACGUUUCCUCCUACGUUUAAGUUUACUGUAGGAACUCCUUGCUAUGACUACAAGAGACGUCCAGCUUGGUGCGACAGGAUACUAUAUAAAGUUAACUCCAACAACUAUGAAAACGUAACACUGAAAGUAGAUCAGCUUUCGUACAAGUCGCAUCCAAACUAUGUUCUUAGUGAUCAUAAACCAGUUACUGCUGAAUUUUUUGUAAAGAUACCCAUGCCAUAUUUACCACCUCCAAGGGUUCAAAGAGAUUCAAAACCAUCUGUUGACCAGGUAUUUUCAGAUUAUGCUGAGUCUGUAAUUGAAUUUGACAACGUUAUUAGUUGGGACGUAGAAGGAGAAAAUAAAGCUUACUACAAACUCACGAAGGACGUUAAAGAAAGUGACGAAGAUUGGAUUGGACUUUUUAAGGAGGAUUUCUGUGCCUUAGAUGACUACGUGACCUACGAAUACGUUAGCAAAUGCGCAACUCCAACUGACGAGAGCAGCAGUAGCAGUAGAUCCCAUGAAACCAAAAAAUACGAAGUGACAUUCCCGGAUCUACCAAACAAGUUUAAAGGCAACUAUUGCUUAGUAUACUUUAGUCAAACUGAAGAUAAAGUAACCAGUGUUCUGGGCGUUAGCAAUAUAUUUCCAAUCGUUAAAGCAGAUAGCGAUUAAUUAAGCUUUAUACUUAAUAUAUAUUUGAGCUGCUAGAGGAAGUGAUAUUUACAUAGAUUACUUGGUUGACUUUAUUGUAUCAACAUGACACUUAGAAAUAAUAUUGUCGUUUGUCCAUUAGUUGUAUGUUAUAUAGUUCUUAGGUGCAAGUAAACAGAUUUAACAUC
Messenger RNA from Diabrotica balteata, 1635 nucleotides. NCBI's taxonomy places the organism in Eukaryota, Metazoa, Arthropoda, Insecta, Coleoptera, Chrysomelidae. The record is from the annotation of a GenBank genome assembly.